AUGAACCUCUUCGGCGGAAACUCUAAGACAGCAGACUACCUGGUCACCGGAGCGUGGUCCGCAAAAGCCCUGGCGGAAGCCCGAAAGUACGGUGACUGCAGAGAAGUCUGCCCUCGGGAUGAUGAGUUUAGGGGUAGGCAUUUUUUUCUUCUUCUUCCUUUCACAUUUGGUCGGCUCUGUUUGAUGGCAACAGCAGGAGGAGUGAGAAAUGCGAUUUAA
Dibothriocephalus latus is the source of this 219-nucleotide messenger RNA. NCBI's taxonomy places the organism in Eukaryota, Metazoa, Platyhelminthes, Cestoda, Diphyllobothriidea, Diphyllobothriidae. The record is from the annotation of a GenBank genome assembly.